AUGAAAGCACAUUAAAUUCCAAGACUUUUUUGUGUUGCAGACUACUAAAAAGAAAAUUUUUAUUGUGCGCCAAAACAUUAAAGAGUAUAAUCAUCUCUAGCCAUAAGAGAAAAAUCAUCAAAUUCAUUUCAUUCUAUAAUGCCUCCUCAAUAACCUCAAUUGAAAUUAAAUGAAGAAUAGAGCAAUAGAAUUAGAGAAGGAUUUUAAAGAGUAAAAACAGAUUCAAAUAUGCCUAUGCCUUUAAAAAAUGGAAGAAAUUUGAGUAUUACAAGUGGAAUCACUACAAUUUUAACUUAUAAGACAUUUUAAUUACCCUAAAAAAUAGAAAAUCCUUAAAUGGUAAAUACAUAUAAAAAUGAAAUUGUUACAUUUAUGAGAGAAAGAAGCGUAAUUAAUAUUUUAAAUUAUAGUGUAAAUCUAAUUUUAAAAUGACCGCUUUCAAAUUUUAAACAGAAAUUACAGAAAAAAUGCGCAGUAUUCUAUUAGAUUGGUUAAUAGAUGUACAUCAUAAAUUCAAAUUAGAACCAGAAACAUUAUUUUUAACAAUAUCAAUAAUUGAUAGGUAUUUAUUACCUAAAUUUGAGAGUACUUGAAUUACAUCAGAUACCAAAAUCUAAAUUUUAACUUUAUGGAGUGGCAGCAUUAUUUAUAGCAUCCAAAUACGAAGAAGUAUACUCUGUUCCUCAUGUAAGAGAUUUAGUUUAUGUAUGUGAUAAUGCAUAUCCUAAAGAAGAAAUACUAUAAGCAGAGGGUAAAAUUAUUUCUCUUCUUUCCUUUGAUUUUUUAUCUACAAGUACCUACAGAAUGUUAAACAUAUAUUAAGAAACAGCAAAACUAGAAUAAAAAAACUUUAUGCUUUGUAGGUAUAUUUCAAUAAUACUUUUAGAUACUUAAUAGAACUUUCAUUAUUAGAAUAUCCUAUGAUUCAAUAUUCAAAUAAUGUAUUAGCAAGUGCAGCUAUUUAUUUAGUUCAUAAAAUCAGAAGAAUUCAUCCUUCUUGGAGUUUAGACUAGAUGGUUUCAAUAACUGGCUUAAAUGAAAUAGAUAUCAGAACAUGCGCAAAAGAAAUGUGUAAUCUUUUAUAAGGGCAGGAUAAGAAACAAUUUAAUUCAUUAAGAAAAAAGUUCUCUUUACCUAAAUAUUUAGAGGUUUCAAAAAUUAGAAUUGAAAAAAGACCCUCUUAAAACUUUUAAACACUCCAAUAUUGA
Molecule: messenger RNA, 1208 nt
Organism: Paramecium pentaurelia
Lineage: Eukaryota; Ciliophora; Oligohymenophorea; Peniculida; Parameciidae
Source: the annotation of a GenBank genome assembly